This is a messenger RNA of Neocloeon triangulifer, 4579 nucleotides long. It is a transcript of the gene Snrk, whose product is annotated as SNF-related serine/threonine-protein kinase. The transcript has 9 exons. Lineage: Eukaryota; Metazoa; Arthropoda; Insecta; Ephemeroptera; Baetidae. Gene Ontology annotation, molecular function: protein serine/threonine kinase activity; ATP binding; tau-protein kinase activity. The record is from RefSeq and is a predicted model, not a curated record. Gene Ontology annotation, biological process: protein phosphorylation; intracellular signal transduction; microtubule cytoskeleton organization. Bases 246 to 2816 code for a protein of 856 amino acids. Gene Ontology annotation, cellular component: cytoplasm.
AGUUCGCAUUUUCGCGAAUCAAAGUGCUUUUUUUCCGUGUGGACGUACGUGCGUAUAAUGACAGCGGGUGUGCUGCUGAUGGCUCGGCUGGGCCGCUUUUGAGCCAUGUUCGGCGUGAUUUGCGACUCCUGGCUCUACCUGCGGACACACUCCCGUCGGCCAGACUCGUCCAGCAUGCGUCUCAGCGUCCAGCGGCGCUGCGAAUGAGAGCGACUGUUCGCGGACCUACGCACAACAGCUAGGCCAUGUUGCGAAUAGGGGAGGGCAACGUCUCUCCGCUGAUCUCAAAGGUCGACUCAAAGUCCCCUGAGCGGAAGGGGCUGCCGGCGCCGCCGCUGCUGCGGCGCGAACUGGGACCAAAGGAAGCGGGGCCGGCGCCGCUGAUGACCAGUCGCUCCUCGAGUCUCCUUUCGCGCGGCUCCGAAUGCAAAAUCGCCGGCAUGUACGACCUCGAGGAGACGCUCGGCAGGGGUCACUUUGCCGUCGUCAAGCUCGCCAGACACGUCUUCACCGGUGAGAAGGUCGCGGUCAAGGUCAUUGACAAGACCAAACUGGACGAGGUCUCCAGGGCGCACCUCUUUCAGGAGGUGCGUUGUAUGAAACUGGUGCAGCAUCCAAAUGUUGUUCGAUUAUACGAGGUGAUUGACACCCAGACCAAACUGUACCUGAUUCUUGAGCUGGCCGACGGUGGUGACCUUUACGACUACAUCAUGCGCUACGAGGACGGUCUAGGCGAGGACAAGGCUCGAAAUUACUUUCGACAAAUUGUGCAUGCCAUUUCGUAUUGCCACAAGUUGCACGUGGUGCACCGAGACCUGAAGCCGGAAAACGUGGUCUUUUUCGAGCAACUCGGAAUGGUGAAGCUCACAGACUUUGGCUUCAGCAACAAGUUCAACCCAGGCCAGAAAUUGGAAACUUCGUGCGGCUCUCUCGCCUACUCGGCUCCCGAAAUUCUUCUCGGCGACUCGUACGACGCUCCGGCAGUAGACGUUUGGUCGUUAGGUGUAAUUCUAUACAUGCUGGUUUGUGGUCAUGCCCCUUUUCAAGAGGCCAACGAUAGUGAGACUCUUACCAUGAUCAUGGACUGCAAGUAUUCCAUGCCAUCCUAUGUUUCGAAAGGCUGCUGCAAUUUAAUUGCAAGAAUGCUGGUGCGUGAGCCUGACAAGAGAGCCAGUCUGGAGGAACUUGCCAAGGACCCGUGGCUGCAGGAGGGCAGCGGUGUUCAGCCGUCUGAGUAUUUGCCACUUAUUUCCAGGGAGCACGUCUCUGAAGAGGACCACAAUUUAAUUAUCCAGAAAAUGGUUUCAGGCAAAAUCGCCGCUAAGGAAGAAAUUUUAGAAGCUUUGGAUAAAAAUGAGUACAACCACAUCACAGCUACGUACUUUUUGCUGGCUGAACGAAAAUUGCGAUCUCAGCGGCAGGAGCAAGCCCAGAAAGUGCAGCAGGGGGGCAAGUCUCUGGCCGCCAGCCCUAACCUCUCAAUGCCAAACUCGUCAAAUAAUCUGAUUUUGCCACACUCGAUCAGUGCCAAACGCGGAUCGCCCCGUCCUGCCCAUCAUCAAAUCAACCAAGGUUCUCCUGGUGAUUUGAUCUUGCCAAAGCCAACUGCUCUCAACUCUGUGUCUGGUUCUCUUCGAACGCAGCAAUCUAGUCACGAAAACUCUCUGCUGCAAGUUCCUGACGAAAAUGUAAUACAGGUUCAGACCAACACUCAGCCAAGAGGUCGGAAGUGCAGCAUCGUCACAGAGGAAGAGGACGAUGACGACGACACCGACAUUGGCGCUGGCAGCGACUCUUCUCGGAGCGGCUCGAGCCACUCGCUGCUGAAUCGAAGGGGCAGCCGCUCUGAAGGCAAGCUGAGCCACAUGGUGCAGGAGUUGAGCACGGUGGAGCGGCCAGACGUGGUUAAGGUGGCUCCACCGCUCCGUUUUCGCUACACACCCAAGUCGAACGCUCUAGUGAGUGCCCCUGGGGGCAAUGCCGCCCCCAGCAAGUUCAAAACGCUGCCCGCGCCGACUCUAACGUUCAGUGACAUCAGUGAGGAGUCUGUGGACGAGAUGAAAGUGAGUGCGCCUCCCCGGGUGGUCCUCACCCGGCCCCCGAAGCCCCACAAGAGCCGGACGGCCAGCUGCAGCUCCUCAGACGCUUCGGAUGAAGACUCGGAAAGCCGGAAAAAACGCAAAUUCAAGUCCCACCUGCCUCCAAGCAGCCGGAGGCGGGACUCAAAUGACGACUCGAGCGACUCUGGAGGUCCCGGACACUCUGCCGGAGGUGGUGGGGGUGGCUCAGGUGGUCUCCAACCCCCAGGACAGACGGCCGGAACUUCCGGAGAGGCUUCAGAAAGUGGAAACAAUGGCAGCGGUUCAUCGUCCGGGGGUCGGAGGCAUGGUGGGGGCGGCUAUCGGAGGAGGUGCGGGACAGCUGGCGAGACAAGACUGCGCGAAAGUCAAUCACUGAACCGAAUCACAGAGGUGCAGGAGAGCUCCGAGAACCUGCUGGCCACCGCUAACAACAACAACAACGCCGUCGCCGCCUCCCCUCGGGUGAGGAGCAAGAGUGGCCUGGGGGCGCGUUUCAUGUUGUUCGUCGGGGGCGGCAAGAAGUCCUCGGCGGCGGCGGCGGCCGCACCCGAGGAUAGCAAGGAGAACAAACAGGGCGCGGCGGCAAGCGGCUCGUCGUCCAGCACCAAAAUCACCAAGUACUUCCACCUGCACCGGAAGCUCUGCCUGCCGCUCUUCAAACCGGCCAACAUCAACUCGACCAGCACCGUCGAGAAUGUAAAUAGUAGCGUCGUGUGGAUCCCGGACAAAACGUAGGGACAAGAUAUUUUUGUAUGCGAAACGAGAAUCUAGGGCGGGGUGGGUCUCUGGACACACUAAUUGAUUUUGGUAAAUUUUCCUCUGAAAUCUCAAGGCCAACAUACAUUGAGAAUAUUUCUCGCCAAAACUGUAUCACGUUUGUAAAGCCGCAAGCGAAAUUUCAAAAUUUUCUCAACAAUUCAAGAGAAAGACGGCGUAAAUUUUGUGCUUGCAUUCUCAUAAAAACUGGUAUUUUGGGAAUUUUGAAAGAAAAUUAGGUUUUCUGCAAAUAUAACUAAAAUAAUUUUUUUUUUCAAACAAGCCAUUUGAAAAAUUGGACUUUUGAAAAUAAUUGUACCGCCUAUUCUUGUGAAUCAAUAUUGAGACAGCUGAUCAAGUUCACUCAAAUUAUACGCAAAAGAAUUACUCUUAAGUUUAGAGAAAUGAAGGUAGCAGUGCACCCACUGUAAUUUUAACCUGCUGUGAGCUCAACUCCCUGCUGGAGGCAAUAGCUUGAAUUUUUCAAACAAUUUUUUCAACUGCCAGAUUCUUUUGGAAAUUUUCAUAAUUAUUCUAUACAGGCACAAGUAAGAAUUUCAUUCUAGCUUCACUUGAACCCAUCUCGGCAGCCCUGAAUGGACCACACCGGCAAAAUGUUUAUUUUAAUUAUAAAAGUGGACACAAUUUCAUAGCUACAAUUGAAAUUUUGAUAAAAAAAAUCCCCUGGUGUUAUCAUAAUUUUGAUUUUAUCCAUACUAAUUUGUCCAGAAAUAAACAAAAUACCGGUGUGGAUCUUUCAACUUUUCCAUUUUUCAUUAAUAAAAAAACGGGUUUUUAAAUUUUUUUUUUAUUCAUCGAAGUCUGUGGUGGUGUCUUUGUCGUACCAACGCAAGCUGUAUAAGACCCCUUGCUCUACAUAAUUAUAUAGUUGACUGAUUACACAUAUAAUUAUUUAACUGUAUCGAUGUCACACAAGUGAAUGAAUUGAUUGUCUCUCACACUAACAAUUUAUUCCCCUCCCGCGAGAGAUCUGUCGUUAUAUUAUUCCACGGAAGUUUAAGAAAUUGUCUCACAUUAUUUGGUGCAAUAAGUUCACUCAGACGCUUUUACUACGCAGGCAUUUGAACAAAAAAACGAGUAUUAAAAUUCAUUUUUGACAUUUUUCGUGUUGUUAGUUUUUCCAAAGUGAAAUGUUCUUAACAAUUGAUAGCUGAAUGUGUUUUAUUGAACGCUUUUUAAAGUAAAACAAUUUAAUUUUGGUGCAUUAAUUAAAAGAAGGCAUGAACGAAAGAAAGGAAGUGGGAACUUAGGAAGAAAUUUAAAAGACUUACAAAACUCUGUGCUGGCAUAGAGCAAAUAAUACUGUUAUCAAACGCAAUUAAUUACAAAUUAAGAUUAGCAAACUUAAUUUAGGAGUUACGACUGAAUGUGGAUGUUUGUUGAACCUUUAUUACCGCUUGAAGAAUCCCGAACACAAUGUUGACCGUUUUUCUGUAACCCUCGAAUCUCUUUUUUUACAUCUCGUGAAAAUUUCCAAAAUUAUGUGUGUAUUUUCAUGUUAAUUUAUUUAUUUAUAUUGAUUAUGACUUGUGAAAGUGUUUGCUGCUGGACACCAGAAUGCUGAAUCACCUGAGAGAAUUUUCUGUUUCUUAAAUUAUUCAUUACUCCCCCCAUUUAAUGUUAAUUACCUAUUUAUUGUGUAUUAUCAGAUUAUGUAAAAUAAAUUCACAAUUAUUAAAAAAAAAAAAAAAAUGAAAUAAACGCUUCAGUGUAAUAAAAGA